Trichobilharzia regenti is the source of this 1349-nucleotide messenger RNA. The record is from the annotation of a GenBank genome assembly. Lineage: Eukaryota; Metazoa; Platyhelminthes; Trematoda; Strigeidida; Schistosomatidae.
GUCGUCACUAGUCAUAGUUAAUAAAUAAUGAAUUAUUGCAUGGAAAUAGACAGUAUCAGUUGUUACUUAAAUAUAAAAUCAAGAUGAGGUGAACUUUGUUAUCUGAAAUCAUGAUAAAUUUAUUUAUUCAGUUAUUUACACAAACAAGAAAAGAAUAGCUAAGAUUUGCCUUGUUCCUUGAAACAUAUAACAGUUUAUAUAAAUGUGCAUCACCGUAUAAAAAUGAUUACAGACCUUUUUUUUACGAUAUGCAAACUUUAUAAAGAAAAGCCGUAGAAUAAAUCAUAAAUUAUUUCUUCAUGAUUUCCUGUGAAAUACGCAAGAUUUUUCCAUUGUUACUUGGAAUUGUAACAGGAAUUAUUGUUAUAUCACUGAAAUCUGAGCAUGAUACCAAAAUUACACUUUGUUCAAUUAGUGGAAUUGAUAAAAGACGACUUAACCCAAAAAUAAAAGCGGUGAGAAAUAUUAAAGAAGAAAAUAAUAAUUCAAGAGGGGAAAUUAAACAAACUUAUUUGAUAAACAUAGAACAAGCUAAGAAACUACACACUUCUGUUCGUUUAUUGUGCUACAUCAAUACAAUACCUAAAACGCAUAAAACUAAAGCUAUGCAUGUGAAAAAUAGUUGGGCAAAACGGUGUACAAAAUACUUAUUUAUGAGUAGUAAAAGCGAUGAUGAACUACCAACUGUUAAGUUAAAUCUAAGCUAUCCGGAAAGUCGUAAACACUUAUGGAGUAAAAUGCGAGCUAUUCUUCGUUAUGUUUAUCAAUAUCGAAACGACUAUGACUACUUCCUUAAAGCAGACGAUGAUACUUUUGUAGUGAUAGAGAACUUGCGAUCUGUUCUCAGUCGACAAAAUCCGAAUGAUCCAUUUAUGAUGGGUUAUAAUUUUCCAUAUAUUACAAAAAAUGGAUAUUUCUCUGGAGGUGCAGGUUAUGUUCUGUCAAGAGAAGCACUGAAGCGUAUAGUUGAACAAGCCAUUGAUAAACAUCCAAAUUGUCCAAAGUAUGAUGAAGAUAAAGAGGAUGUAAAAAUGAGUAUGUGCGGUCAACCAGUUGGUGUGAAAUUGUAUCAUAUGAGAGAAAAGGAAUCAUUAUCUUUUCAAUGGCGUAACCUGGAAAGUGAAUAUCUUAGUUUAGUUCAACCAGAAAAACACUCCAAAGAUUCAAAAAAUACUACAACUACACCAGCAACUUACGAUUAUCUUCAUGAUCCAGGUGAUUUACUCAGUGAUCAUUUAAUUAGUCUUCAUUAUAUUCGACCACUCUACAUGUAUUUACUUGAAUUUAUGCUGUACCACCUAAGACCAAUUCAACAGAUGGAGUAUUUAAAUUUAAAAGAACAUGAAUGA